UGUGGAUAAAAAUAAGUUAAAAAUAGGGCUCCUCUGAUGCUUUGCUUUGGAAGAAAGGAAGAAAGACGGCAGUUUUAUCCACAGCCAGCAAAAGGCAUGGCACUCUCCGAAGCCUGCAACUGUUGAUGGUUAGAGUUGUGGGAAAAUGAAGAAGUUGAGAUGGGCAAUGGACGGUGGGUUUUGGGAAUUGGAUAUGUCGACGGCCACCACUCUCGAUGGAGUGGCCAGAGCUGUUCCAGAUGACCCUCUUCCUUUAGGGUUGUCUAGAGGCACCAGGCUUUCCAGACCCAUGCAGAUUGAUUUCUUCCAGCGCUUCAUGUCCAUGCCUUUUGUCCCCUCUUCCUCCAUUUCCACUCACGGCUUCUCCCUUCAACGCGUUUUCACCUUCCCCUUCACUGAGAAUUGGUUUGCCUCUGUGCUGGGUCAGUUCAAAUUUCAGAAGUUUGUGUCUUCUGUUAAAGAGGGUAGAUUGCUGCAACCCUCUGAAUCAUCCUGGCUGCAAGGCAUUGGAAGGCGUUUCUCAGAUAAAUCAUUGUAUGCCCUUGGUUUGUCCUCGGAGCUCCUGAUAACACCUGAUGAUACCCUUCUUGUUAGCUUAGAAGCAUAUGGUGAUAAGAAGGUUCCUCGAAAGAAAGCCGUCUUUCUUCACAAGUUUCCCAAUCACAAUUUAAUGGUGGAGGCAGUUUGGCCAGGCCUUUUUGUUGACAAAUUUGGUACUUAUUGGGAUGUGCCAUUGUCAAUGGCAAUUGAUCUAGCUUCUGUAGCUUCUGACUCUGGUGCUAGUUAUCAUUUGUCUGUGCACCAUAACACGGGGACACCCAAGCAGUUUGAUGGCAAUCAGACCCAUGAAGUACCUGCUACCCUGCUUCCGGGCUUGUGUGCCAAAGGUGCUUUUGCACUUAAGAAGAAUAUUGAUCUGUGGAGAAGUAAAGCGAAGAAGUUGAAGAUGGUGCAACCAUUUGACAUAUUCCUGUCUAAUCCUCACAUUUCAUUUUCAGGAAUUAUUGGUGCUGCGGGGACUGCUUGUCUCGGAGAUAAUUCAGUCAGGGUGCAAGUCGAAGAUGAAUCGCAUGGUUUUAAAGGUUUCAAGCUUCAUCUUCCUGGGGUAAAGUCUGCUCUUUUAGCAGAUAUAUUCGCAUCCGUGGCAUUUACAGCGCAGCAUGGAAAUUUUCAAAGGCCAUUCCUGGAUCUUACCCAAUUUUAUGCACGCUUGGAUUUUCCUUCUGGUUCAAAAUUUCUAGCAGGCACUACACGUCUGACCCAAGAUCUCUACAACUCUCAACAGCCAAGUCUGGAAGCAUUCCAGGCCAUUUGCCCUACUGCCACCCUUUCGCUUCAGCAACAGAUUGUUGGACCUUUCAGCUUCAGAAUUGAUUCAGGAGUUGCUGUCAAUUUGAGAAAUAGAGAGUGGCAUAUAGAUGUGGAUGAACCAGUAUUUGCCAUUGAAUAUGCAUUGCAAGUCCUCGGUUCAGCAAAAGCCAUUGCCUGGUAUUCCCCUAAGCAUGAGGAGUUCAUGGUAGAGCUUAGAUUUUUUGAGACAUAAAUCUUUUUCCCCUGUAUUAUCUUCUUUACAUGACUAUUUUAGGAAGAUCCAUCACUGCGAGAAAUGUCAAAAACUACUCUGCUUGGUAAACUGGCUUUAAACUCUUAAAGUUGUAAUUUGCUCGGGCAUUGCAGAAGUAAACACUCUUAGACUGCAA
This is a messenger RNA of Vitis riparia (riverbank grape), 1700 nucleotides long. Its product is annotated as protein TRIGALACTOSYLDIACYLGLYCEROL 4, chloroplastic. Gene Ontology annotation, cellular component: chloroplast envelope. Bases 146 to 1543 code for a protein of 465 amino acids. Gene Ontology annotation, molecular function: phosphatidic acid binding. Gene Ontology annotation, biological process: ER to chloroplast lipid transport; acylglycerol transport. The record is from RefSeq and is a predicted model, not a curated record. NCBI's taxonomy places the organism in Eukaryota, Viridiplantae, Streptophyta, Magnoliopsida, Vitales, Vitaceae. The transcript has 6 exons.